AUGGGGAAAAGAAAGACGGCUGCUAAGCCUGUUAAGCAGGUAAAGCAAAAGCUAGAGCUGACAUUUACUUGUUUGUUUUGUAACCAUGAGCGCUCGGUGAUUUGCACAUUGGACAAGAAGAACUCGCUCGGUGAACUCAACUGCAAAAUCUGUGGUCAAUCAUUCCAAACAGCAAUCAAUUCGUUAUCACAGCCAGUGGAUGUUUACUCAGAUUGGAUCGAUGCUUGCGAAGAUCUCGCGGAACAAGCCGAUCGUGAAGGGGAGGCCGAAGACAGUGGUGACGAUGACAAUGACCGCGAUCCGAUCUUGGACUCGGAUGAUGAUGGCUACUGA
This is a messenger RNA of Diutina rugosa, 333 nucleotides long. RefSeq lists its product as uncharacterized. Gene Ontology annotation, biological process: transcription elongation by RNA polymerase II. The record is from RefSeq and is a predicted model, not a curated record. Gene Ontology annotation, molecular function: RNA polymerase II complex binding. Lineage: Eukaryota; Fungi; Ascomycota; Pichiomycetes; Serinales; Debaryomycetaceae. Gene Ontology annotation, cellular component: transcription elongation factor complex. Bases 1 to 333 code for a protein of 110 amino acids. The transcript has a single exon.